CAGCUGAAGGCAAGCCAGAGCGCGGCCAUCCCGGACACCGCGCCGCCGGCCUCGGGUCCCCGGGCGGCGGGCAUGCUGGCAUGGCAGGACGGCGGGGCCAAGGCGGCUCCCUCCCACCACAAGAUCUCCUUCUCCGUCCUGGACAUCCUGGAUCCGCAGAAAUUCACCCGCGCUGCGCUCCCGGCCGUGCGCCCUGCUCCCCGGGAAGCCAACAAAAGUUUGGCAGAGGCCGAAGCAGGGAAGGAUGCCAGCCCAGAGGAUUCAGCUCGGCAGCGGGAGACCCCUGAUGCUGCGGACCGCGGGGCGGGCGCGGCGUCCCCCUUGGAGGGCUCGGAGGCCGAGGAGGCGGAGGAGGAGGAGGAGGAAGCCGAGGACGCGAGCCAGCAGCGGCCGCAGGAGAGGGCUGAGCGCCUGCAAGCGGAUCCGGCGCGCUCCCCCGAGUCCCGGGCGGCGGCGUUGGCGGCGGGGGAGCGAAGCACCCCACUGCCCUUUCAGACUUUCCCCUCCUACUCGGCGGCCAACGUCCUCUUUCCCGCCGCCACCUCCUUCCCGCCAGCGGCCGCAGCGGCUGGGGGCCCCUUUGCGUCCUUCCUCGGGCCGUCCUACCUGACCCCUUUCUACGCUCCGCACCUAUGAACCCAGGGCUUCUCGAGGGUCCACUUCGUCCGGACUCACGAGUGAUUGGCGUGGUCGUGUGGUUCCCCAUUCCUUCGAGGGGCGCCGACGCGCGGGGACCGCCCCCUCGUGGUGAGCGGGUGUCUGGGCGCCUCUUCUUUUCCAGCGGUCGGGAGGCGCCACCAGAGGGCAGGGAGAGGCUGCCUGCCCACUCCAGCCGCGCCCCUUCCCGCCGCGAAGAACCCCUGAUCCAUGCGGUCCACAAAGGAGGUCAAGUAGGAUCUGUCGUCUUUAAAAGUGUCGGGAGAUGAAGGCUACCCUCAAUGUUUCCGGGUCGAACCGCCUCUUCACCUUCGGUCAGGCUCGGUUCCGUGCAAGGGGGCCUUCUGAGAGUCUGGGUGCCCGAGCUGGGCUAACACAGCUGUGGGGAUGGUGAUGCCAGGGAGCCAAGACUUCCUGCCCGCCGGUCGCUCACCCUUAGGAUGGAAUCUUCUUCGAACAUUUUAGCGCACUCAGAGGGUAAGCAGCUUCCCCCGUUCAGAGCGUAUUGUUUCCUUUUUCAUACUUGAUUAUUGGCCCAAACCCACUGAUUCCUCCCAGAUACUGAACGAGCUGGGUCCAGGAGCACACACUGCCGCUGUGAAAUGGACUAUUUUUAA
Ailuropoda melanoleuca (giant panda) is the source of this 1274-nucleotide messenger RNA. RefSeq names its product NK1 homeobox 2 (gene NKX1-2). The transcript has 3 exons. Lineage: Eukaryota; Metazoa; Chordata; Mammalia; Carnivora; Ursidae. The record is from RefSeq and is a predicted model, not a curated record. Bases 73 to 636 code for a protein of 187 amino acids.